AUGACAUCCGGUUCUAGUCUCACAGAGACCUCCGCAGCAGAGGCAACUGAGACAGCAAACACCGAUGCCGAGAGGCUUCCGGCGUCGAGAACCCCAUCCGUCACCGUAGUCCAGCAGAUUCCUACACCGUCUACGACAGCACCGUCAGAGACAGACACCCCAGCGGCCGCAAACUCGGAAAAGACCACAUCGGGGGGCGUCAUAGCAGGUACCACUGUUGCAGCCGUCGCCUCCGUGGCAGGUUUGACUUGCCUGCUCUGGCUCAAACGACGCUCCAUCUCCGAAAAGGUCGGCUCCGCCAAGUUCCCCCGCCCGUGGCAGCAACUCGGCCAGAACAACUCAGACCAGGACGUGGCACUGCCGCGAUACAACUCUCCACCGCCGGCGUACGCCGUACAGCAACGUCCGCCUACCAAGCAGUACACGUUCAAGCACUACAGCCCAGAGUCAAUAGGCGCGGACCAGCCCAUUGAGCUGCCUGCCACGCCGGUUUCUUUCAGCAUGUGGAACCCUCGCAGUCCUCGCAGUCCCAGGCGGCCACGGUCUCACUUCGAACCGUAUCGGCGUCCUGAGUAA
This is a messenger RNA of Colletotrichum gloeosporioides, 576 nucleotides long. RefSeq lists its product as uncharacterized. NCBI's taxonomy places the organism in Eukaryota, Fungi, Ascomycota, Sordariomycetes, Glomerellales, Glomerellaceae. The coding region runs from base 1 to 576 and encodes 191 amino acids. The record is from RefSeq and is a predicted model, not a curated record. The transcript has a single exon.